UAUAUGAAAGUAGUAAACUUGAUUCCACGUGAUAACGGCAAGGUAAUUACGCCAGGUCCCGCAUCUAGUAAAGCCUUCAAGUAGCAUUUAAAGCACCUCCCUCGUCUUGCGGGAAUCCGUCAUUUGUACUUUUCAGAUAUGGCUACAGUCGCAUCACAAGUCAUCCUCCACCCUUAUGUGUCUCAGUCCUUGAAAUUUGGAUCAUUCAAUGUUGGCCGGGAUAAGCUCUACCGCACAGUUCAGUAUUUCUCUCGGUUUCUCGCCUGGUUUCUCGUCUCUCGGGGUAACAAGGUCGAAGCUGCUCGAUGGACAGCUCUCAAGAGUCACCUAGGGAUUGUCCGUAAACUCAUGCGACUUGGAAAACCUGUAGAGCACCUCCAAGCCGCAUUGCGUGUUGCUUCAUCAUCGGGUGAAGUUGGUGAACAAGUGACUAGCAUCGGUCGGCAGCUUGCCUACUUCGGGUAUCUCACAUAUGACACAGCUCUGUGGGCGAACGCCGCAAAGUUCAUUGCUCUCAAGCCCGACACUGCUGACAGGGUCACAAAGACAUCCAACAGAUUCUGGCUGGCUGGAAUCUUAUUCAGCAUUACGCAUGGACUGCUGAAGGCCGGACGACUCGCUCACGACGCAAAGAAAUUGCGUAACUCCGAGACCUGGGGAGAAAAAGAUCUCAGCGAUGAAGCUCAAAGAGAAGUCAGGCAACUCGCGCUUGAAAACCUGCGCGCGGACACACGCCACCAAUUCAUCAUCGACCUUUUCGACAUUUGGAUACCUGCUUCCAACUUGGGUCUCGUCAAUGUCAAUGACGGGGUUGUUGGCUUUGCUGGUUUCAUUUCCUCUUUCAUGGGUCUUCGUGCUCAAUGGCUUGCAAUCAACAAUGGAAAGAAAAACUGAGAUUCCCUGUAAUAACACACUGCCUAUCACUAUUGUCUAUACUUCUGCUAGUAUUCGAUGUUUCCCGCCCCAGGGUCUGCACGUUCCUCUACUUUUGUUCAAUCUAUGACUACACCACACAUUCG
This is a messenger RNA of Suillus fuscotomentosus, 1019 nucleotides long. Its product is annotated as peroxisomal biogenesis factor 11. Gene Ontology annotation, biological process: peroxisome fission; regulation of peroxisome size. Lineage: Eukaryota; Fungi; Basidiomycota; Agaricomycetes; Boletales; Suillaceae. The coding region runs from base 139 to 894 and encodes 251 amino acids. The transcript has 7 exons. Gene Ontology annotation, cellular component: peroxisomal membrane. The record is from RefSeq and is a predicted model, not a curated record.